Molecule: messenger RNA, 2058 nt
Organism: Chironomus riparius
Lineage: Eukaryota; Metazoa; Arthropoda; Insecta; Diptera; Chironomidae
Source: the annotation of a GenBank genome assembly
GUUAAAGAUUAAAGGACUUUAAUAAAUAUACAAAAUAACAAAUACGUGAGAUAUAAAAAAAAGAAGUCGAGAUGACAGAAAAAAAGGUGUAUGGAACAGUGUUAACAUGAAUUCCUGAUUAUGAGAAACUUUCGUAAUAAAAUUAAAGAAAAUGAGUCAACAGCUACAACAACGGAUGGAUAUAUGUUAUAUAAAAGCAAUAGCCUAUAGUCCCUAAAUUAAAUGAGGCCCUCAACAAAUUUUCUCGUUUGACGAGGGUGUGAGAUAUUUUGUUGGAUAUAAAAAUAAAGGAAGAGAGAAGGAAAGACGCGCACACACACAACACUCACACACACGUACACAAUUGUAAAUACACAUUCGCUUACACAUAAAAUUCAACUGGAUAGUGAUAACAGGUCAGCUUUACUGUUGCUUUAUCCAUACAAAAUACUGGAUCUAUAUUAUUGAGAGCAAAAAAAAAGCGAAUUAACUUUUUGUGUGUGUGUGUGCGUGAAAGGGAAGUGAAAAAAGUUGUAUAAAUAAAUUGAAAGUUACAUAAAAACAACAACAUCAAACAACAAACCCGUACAGAAGUGAAAAAAUAAUUUAUCUGAAAGUGAAAAAAAGAGAAAAGGUAACAAAAUGGAGCGAAAGCGGUCUGUACGCCGGAGGCAGAAGGCUCCAUUUGAACGUUUAAAGGAUCAUUGCCGGGCAUUUACAGCAUUUAUGUUCUCAAAUGUUGGGAUCACAUUUCUUGUUGUAUUCUAUAUAAUUGCUGGUUCACUGCUGUUUGAGAAAAUUGAGGAGGUGUCACAUGAGCAAUAUCAGGAACAAACAAACAUUGACCGAACCAAUGCUGCAAUGGAAUUAUGGAAAAUUUCAUGCUGCACUCAAAGUACAUUCGAUAGAGCUAGUUAUGAAGCAGCUGUAGAAGAGAAAUUAAUAUUAUUUCAAAAUCAAGUGACUGAAAGACAGCGAAAAGGUGUCCCCGAUGGUAAAUGGACAUUCUCAAGUGGCUUUUUAUAUAGUUUAACUGUAAUUACAACAAUAGGAUAUGGAAAUAAAACACCUACAACUGAAUUGGGCAAAAUCACAACGAUAUUCUACGCAAUUAUCGGAAUGCCAUUGUUCCUUUUAUAUUUAUCAAAUAUUGGUGAUAUUUUAGCAAAGUCAUUUAAGUGGAUUUAUGCAAAGUGCUGUUUAUGUCGUAUUUUUCCCAACAUUGCACGUCGACGUUUAGCACGAGAGAAGCACAAAGAGCGAUUACGUCAAAGCAUUGGUGAAUUUCCGAGCGAUAGCGGAAGCAUAGCAACGAGCAUAACAUCAUGUGAGAACGAUUCAGAUAUUGAAAAUAAAAUACAAGAAGAUCCGCAGGCCAUUACAGUACCAAUUACCGUUUGUGUGGCUAUCAUGAUUGGAUACAUUUUCCUCGGAGCUGUGCUUUUCAAAGCAUGGGAGGAUUGGAACUAUUUGGAUGGUAGUUACUUCUGUUUCAUCUCGCUGUCAUCAAUUGGAUUCGGAGAUUUAGUGCCUGGUGCUGCCUUGUCAGCAGACGGAUAUCAGAGUGUAGAUUUAGCCUUUAUAUUUUGUGCGGUUUAUCUUCUACUAGGAAUGGCUCUCAUUGCAAUGUGCUUUAAUCUUAUGCAGGAGCAAGUCAUUCACAAAUUAACAAAUCUAAAGAAUUGUGCCAGUCAAUGUUUCAAGUGCAAAAGGUAAUGAUAAUAAAUGAAUGGUAAUGAUGGGAAUAAAUGUAGCCGAGUCAGAGAAGCUCAUCCGUUCAUUUAUUUUUUUCAUCUCAUCUUUCGCCAACAGUUACUAGUUUUAGGAUCAAAGAAUAAGAUAAGAAAAUUGAAAAUGUUCAUAGAACUUUAAGGAAGCGAAUAAGACAAAUUUUUAUGUUCAUUUUUUUAUUAUUUUGUAAGUUUUAAUCUCUCUCAAGUUGUUCUUUUUUUACAUCUAGUUUAUAAGAUUUAUCUCUUACUUUUCAUCGUUUUGAGCAUUCCAUUCAUAUGUAGGAAUUGAAAAUAGAUAAGUUGAACAUAAUAAUAUUGUACAUUUUAAAUAGCUUAGAUAGGACAA